UUCAGAGCAUUCACUCAUAAAUAUUUUCGAGUUGUUCAGUAUCACGUAAAUACUAGAUUGUGAAAGCAAAAUAAAAUUAUUUAAUUUUUCGUCUCAAUUACAAACAAUGGGACCCACUAGACUGUUAAUUAUAGUCUUGUUAAAUAUUGUUAUUUGUAAUUCACUUGAAGAAUGGAAUGGUUCAUCAGUUUGUCGAAAAACUGUCAGCAAACAAGUAUCGAGAUACGUGCCAUACAUCGAGACCUACACAAAACGAAUAAUAUUUUUCAAAAAAACGUUAUCAAGAUACAAUUACCGGUGGGAGUAUCACACAGAAUGGUUCGUUGAAGAAACUUGCUGUGCAGGUUACACAGAAGAGGACAAUUUGUGCCGACCAAUUUGUAAUGGGGGCUGUCCAAACGGGCUCUGUGUACGUCCUCGCGAGUGCUCUUGUGAUGUAGGUUACACACUGGUAAUUACCAGCAGUGGCCAAACAUGCGAGCCACACUGUCCGUUGGGUUGCACCAUGGGCACAUGUACAUCUCCAAACACCUGCACCUGCAACCACGGCCAUGAGUUAGCCGAUAAUGGCCAUACAUGCGUGCCUUCUUGUACAACACCAAAAUGUGGUCUUUUCAGUCAGUGCGUUUCGCCCAACGAGUGUGUCUGUGAUCAUGGAUACGAAAAAGUUUUAAAUUCAACGAUCGAAUUUCAGUGCCAGCCAAUUUGUAAUCCCGAAUGUGGAAAUCACAGUUAUUGCCGUUCACCAAAUGACUGUGUCUGUAAUCCGGGCUUCAAAAUUCCAUCGGCCAAAGAGUUCUCAUCAACGGAGGCCUAUUCUCAACCAUUGACAUGUGUACCAGAAUGUUCUCCAGCCUGUGGAGCUUACAGCUUUUGUAUUGCUCCCAAUAAAUGCGAAUGUCAAUCAGGCUACGCGUCAUCAAACAACUUGACUGAAUACGACAGCGAAUCAAUGGCACAGUGUUAUCCAGUGUGUGUACCAUCCUGUGGCCCUCAUGGUAUCUGCGAGUCUCCAAACAAGUGUCGCUGUAACCCAGGGUUCAAUUUAAUAAUCGAACGUACCACUACAACGACGGAGAUGACAUCGGUAACAUGCGAGCCUAUUUGCGAUCCCCCAUGUGGAAUCCGUGGAGACUGUAUCGCCAUCAACACAUGCUCCUGUGACGUAGGAUGGAAAGUGAUGGUUACCAAGCUUGAUGACAAAAUUGACCGCUACUGCACACCGCACUGUGAUCGACCUUGCGGUGAGUUUUCAACCUGUAUCAAAACCGAUGUAUGCGAAUGUCACCCGGGUUACGAAAUAAUCCCCACAGACCAUAACCAUUUAAAUCCUCAAGAACCUAUCAAUUGUCGCGCCACAUGUGAAAAACCUUGUAUCAAUGGGAUCUGCGCUUACCCAAACGUAUGUACAUGCAAUGAUGGUUAUAGUUUAGACAGCAAUGAUGCUUAUAACUGCGAGCCAAUUUGUGGAUCAGAAGGCUGUACUAAUGGAAUAUGUUCAGCUCCUGGACAGUGCACAUGCGAUAAAGGCUACCGCUUGAGUAAUUAUUCACAGUGGUUUUGUGAUCCCGUAUGUGACAACUGCAUAAACGGAGCUUGUAUCGCUCCCAACAAAUGUAUCUGCAAUGUGGGCUACGAGAAAAACGAAGCUGGUCAAUGCGUUCCCAGUUGCUACGGCCGUUGCGUCAAUGGAAGUUGCAUUGCACCCAAUAAAUGUCAAUGCAAUCCAGGCUUCACUCCUAACAUUGACAGUGAUAAUUUAGAAAGUAUUUUACCGAUGUGUGUGCCUUUUUGCAUGUCCAAUUGUACAAAUGGCACGUGCACAUCACCAAAUGUCUGCACAUGUAUCGAAGGAUACGAGAAAAAUAAUAAAGACGAAUGUGUGCCGAGUUGUGAUGGACGUUGCAAUUUUGGACAUUGUGUAGCGCCGGGUCAGUGCAAUUGCUAUUCUGGUUACGUCUCGGUAGAUGAUCUCAACAGCAUGUGUCAGCCAUACUGCAAAGACGGAUGCAUUAAUAGUCUGUGUGUCAGCCCUGAUACAUGUCAGUGUGACUCGGGUUACGUAACUAGCAAUAUUAAUGCAAGUUAUUGUGAACCUGUUUGUGAGAAUGGCUGUUCUCAUGGUGAUUGCAUUGGACCGAAUGAUUGCCAGUGCCAUGAAGGCUACGUACGAAAAAAACUAGACAAUGGAACAGAAUCUGCUGCCGUUGAAAAUGGAAGCGUCGGUGGUGAAGAGUUUGGCGGCUGUGUCAAUCCCUGCGAAGGUGGAUGUGGAUCCCAUGGGAUUUGCAAUGUCGAGAACCGGACGUGCGACUGUUUUUACGGGUGGACUGGCCAAAACUGUGGCUCUGCCUCGCUCUGCGGGAUUAUCCGCAACGAUGGCGACGAGGAUUUACUUCAAUGGAUCACCGAUAGGAAUGGGACAACUAACGACACCGUCGGGGAUUUUGAGGCCGUAAACUGGCACGGACCGAUUUGCAACGAAAACUGUAUCUUGACUAGUGUCAGUAGUAACGACACCGGAUGCUUUCGUCUACUUGCCUCCGACAACGACGUCAUCGACGACGUCUACAAAGAUCAACGAUACGACAACAGUCAUGUCUACGUCUGCUUUCUCGAUAUCGCUUCAUCAUGCAACGCUUCAGGUCUUCAGUUGAGCAAUCUAGUUCUCUCGAGCACACUAGGUGCGAUAGUAGUCAUAAUUGCAAUUGUCGGAGUCGCGGGGGCCAUUUUCUUGGUGGUAAAACGACGUAGACAUCGGAAUUUCUUGGCAAGUCUAACGAACAGUGACAACCUGUUGGGACAGUCAUCCGAAGGCAUAGAUUCGCUGAUGUACCACGACGUGGGUUUGUAGUCGACGCGUUUAGUGAGUGAGUGAGUGAGUAAGAGAGUACUUGGAUAAUUUUAUAUAAAACUUGUGUAGCAUGGCUAAAAAAAAUUGAUGAAUUUCUCGGUUGACAAGUGAAAAUUCUUCGAUUUUUUUGACUUAUUUUAUAAAUUUUAUUUUUAUAAACUUUUUUUUUGUCAAUAAAGUAGUUUGUAAUAUUGUUUAAAAUAAAUGAAAAUACAAUCUA
Molecule: messenger RNA, 3074 nt
Organism: Microplitis demolitor
Lineage: Eukaryota; Metazoa; Arthropoda; Insecta; Hymenoptera; Braconidae
Product: protein draper
Exons: 6
Coding region: 107-2854 (915 amino acids)
Source: RefSeq, a predicted model, not a curated record